UGGAGCUCUUGAUUUAUUGAAGGAGCUUAAGAAUAUUCCCAUGACCCUUGAGUUGUUACAGUCUACCAGAAUUGGAAUGUCAGUGAAUGCGAUACGCAAGCAAAGCACAGAUGAAGAAGUUACAUCUUUAGCAAAAUCUCUUAUCAAGUCUUGGAAGAAACUGUUAGAUGGACCUUCAACUGAUAAAGAUUCCGAAGAAAAGAAAAAGGAGCCUGCAUCUUCCUCACAAAACAGCCCUGAAGCAAGAGAAGAAAGCAGUUCAAGUAGCAAUUCCAGCAGCAGGAAGGAGGAGGGUAGCGCUCCCUCAAAUUCUUUCAUCCCUUCUUUCCCCCGGGCUCCAAGCACUUCGGAUUCUGUACGAGUGAAAUGUAGAGAAAUGCUCUCUGCAGCUCUAAGAACAGGAGAUGAUUACAUUGCUAUUGGUGCUGAUGAGGAAGAGCUGGGUUCUCAGAUUGAAGAAGCUAUUUUUCAAGAAUUAAAAAACACUGAUAUGAAAUACAAAAAUAGGGUACGAAGUAGAAUAGCGAAUCUCAAGGAUGCAAAGAAUCCUAACCUAAGGAAAAAUGUGUUAUGUGGCAACAUUCCUCCUGACAAGUUUGCCAAAAUGACAGCAGAGGAAAUGGCAAGUGAUGAGCUGAAAGAAAUGCGCAAAAAUCUGACCAAAGAAGCUAUCAGAGAGCACCAGAUGGCUAAAACAGGAGGUACCCAAACUGAUCUGUUUACGUGUGGCAAGUGCAAAAAGAAGAACUGUACAUACACCCAGGUUCAAACCCGCAGUGCUGAUGAACCCAUGACAACGUUUGUUGUCUGUAAUGAAUGUGGAAACAGAUGGAAGUUCUGUUAGAAGAAGAAAUUGUCAAGACAUCUGGACCAGUAUGAAAGAGGAUUUUGUAAUUAGCUUUAAAAACUAGGCUAAGCAUCUAGCUUCCUGCAAAUAAGAGGGGUUUGGGGGUUUGUUUUCUUUUUUUUGUUGUUGUUUUUUGUUUUUUUUUCAAAGCAGCAUACAUGCCUGAAGUUAGCCUUCUUUAAAUCAUCACUUCUUUAAAUGCCUUCCUAUAGCUGAUAGUCAGUAGGGCCAGGUUGCUCAAUUGUAUGGUGAAUGUUAAAAUAUUUUUUCAUUUUUAUAAGUAAGUUGACAUUAAACUUUUACCAAUUAAACAUUUUGGUAACUGGCUUGGUUUUUUCUAACUAUGUGAAUAAUGUACUGUAUUUUCUGUGGUCUGAAACAUACACGCUCCUCCCGUAUGUAUUUUACUUCUCCACGUUUAUUCAGUUGUAAGAAUGGAUUUUGUUUCUUGCUGCUGUAUUCACUCAUUUUGCAAGGAGAAAAGGUAUCUUAACUUCAUCUAAUUACAUUAAACUCGGUUGUUAACUAAAUCACA
Messenger RNA from Cariama cristata (Red-legged seriema), 1382 nucleotides. RefSeq names its product transcription elongation factor A (SII), 1 (gene TCEA1). The transcript is spliced from 9 exons. NCBI's taxonomy places the organism in Eukaryota, Metazoa, Chordata, Aves, Cariamiformes, Cariamidae. Gene Ontology annotation, cellular component: nucleus. The record is from RefSeq and is a predicted model, not a curated record. The coding region runs from base 41 to 844 and encodes 267 amino acids. Gene Ontology annotation, biological process: positive regulation of transcription by RNA polymerase II; DNA-templated transcription; transcription elongation by RNA polymerase II. Gene Ontology annotation, molecular function: nucleic acid binding; zinc ion binding.